This is a messenger RNA of Peronospora farinosa, 876 nucleotides long. Lineage: Eukaryota; Oomycota; Peronosporomycetes; Peronosporales; Peronosporaceae. The record is from the annotation of a GenBank genome assembly.
AUGCCAGCCCGCUGCUUCUGUAAGAUUUGCGUUGCUAAGGUGUUACGCGACGAUGCUGCACAAUACGCGUCGCGAGAUGCGGAUGAGGACGAUAACGAAGUAACUAGUGGACGCUGGGACCACGACGACAUUACUGAAGAAGACGAGAAUGACGAUAACGAAGAUUGCAUGCUAAGUCUUCGUCACUCAAAAGUGUUGUUCUCAGCUGAGUCAAAUCAUUCUGAAGUGGAGCACUUGUCUUGGCAGCGCAGGGUGAUGACUAUGUCGACUGCUAUCCCAUAUAGCACCGAAAAUGGGUUUCAAGCGUCGGUAUCCCGCUUGUCUGCUAAGGAACUAUCGGUGGACGCUAUGAACACCAUCAACGGCUCUCCUUUACCUGACUAUCGCCGCCGGCGCAGUGCAACGCUUUCCACCGUGCCUGCUUCGACAAGUGGAGUCAAAACUUUGGAGCGAAGUCGAACUAGACGCCGCUUCAGUGCGAACGCGCCUGACAUUCUCUUGCGAAGUGAUGUGGGCAAACGCAACUGGGCAUACUCAGCUUCAGCACUUUCACUCGAAUCGCCACAGCGACAUGUUGAUGGUUCAUCGAUUGCAAAUGUUCACCGCAAUCGUCGCUGUCGACGGUCUGGAAGCACCUCACCUUCUGUACACCGAGUCAGUGUUUGUAGUUGCGACAGUUUUGGUGGUAAAAGUGACGAGGUCCGCGUUCAAAUCGUUACGCCCAAGCGGAGUCGACCUGCCGCCGCCUGUACUCCAUCCUUUCCAUCUAUAGGAGCGAUAUCAAGAAAACUGUCGUUUGAUGCUGAUCCUCCAUCCAUUAGGACAGUUCAUAAUCAGUUCUUUCGCAAACUUUACGGCGGUCGGGAUGUGAAGUGA